AUGAAUUUUUUCCUGGAGACUCUCAAAGUUUUUUUUCUCACUAUCUAUUUGCUCUUUGAAUCUAUUAUUCUUUGGAUUAUCCCAUCUCGAAGGAAAAAUGUUUCUGGUGAACUUGUACUCAUCACUGGGGCAGGAAGUGGAAUAGGACGGCUAAUAGCCCUGGAGUUUGCACGCCUUGGAGCAACACUUAUUUUAUGGGACAUCAACGAGGAGGGCAAUAAAGAAACAAGCAGGCUAGCCAAGAAGAAUGGAGCAGUUCGUAUACAUACAUAUACAUGUGACUGUAGCAAAAGGGAAGACAUUUACAGAGUGGCAGAUCAGGUGAAGAUAGAGGUUGGAGAUGUUACUAUCCUAAUUAACAAUGCUGGCAUAGUGACUGGAAAGAAAUUCAUCGACUCACCCGAUGCUCUAGUAGAGAAAACCAUGCAAGUGAACACCAUGGCACAUUUCUGGACAUGUAAAGCCUUCCUGCCUGCUAUGAUGGCCUCCAAUCAUGGACAUCUAGUGAGCAUUGCCAGCUCUGCUGGACUGAUAGGAGUCAAUGGACUUGCAGAUUACUGUGCAAGUAAGUUUGCAGCCGUCGGGUUCGCAGAAUCCGUUGGCCUUGAGAUGUUGGCUCUGGGCAAAACUGGUGUGAAGACCACAAUCGUUUGUCCAUAUUUUAUAAACACCGGAAUGUUUGACGGAUGUACAACCAAAUGGCCCCGGUUCCUGCCAAUUUUAGAGUCAGACUAUGCCAGUAAGACAAUUGUAGAUGCCAUUCUAAAAGAACAAGUAUACCUCAUUAUGCCUCGUGGACUCUACAUCGUAUUUGGCUUCAAAAAGUGA
Staurois parvus is the source of this 828-nucleotide messenger RNA. The record is from the annotation of a GenBank genome assembly. Lineage: Eukaryota; Metazoa; Chordata; Amphibia; Anura; Ranidae.